AUGCCAACACCCCGACUUUUUGAUCAAUGUCCGGCAUUUCCUUCUGCCCUCCCUGUUAUUCCGCUGCCGAUAGUGUCAUUCCAAAAACUGCAAAAUAACAGCUUUGUGGAGGCCGGGAAACUGUACGAAGCAUGUCAACAAUGGGGAUUCUUCUUGCUGGAUUUGAGAAAUUCAGACGAUGGCGCAACCCUUCUGCAGGAUGCUGAAAAGAUGUUUGAAUUAACGGAGGAAACCUUCCAUCUGGACAAGGAAACGCUGGAUCAGUACGCCUACAACGCUCCCAAGGACCUAACAGGGUACAAACGAAUGGGAAAACUGAAAACUGAUGACGGCAAGAUGGACUUUAUGGAGCUAUACUCUAUUAACCAGGAUGAUAUGCUGGGCCGGUGUCACCCUCGCAAAAAUCCUGGUCCAAUUGAAGCCAGGCGAAAAGAGAUAGCAGAGUUUAUCCAACAUUCAAAUAAGGUACUGGGGGUGAUCCUGAACCAUUUAGACAUUCGACUUGGUCUUAAGCUUGGUACCCUCGGGUCGUUAAGCCCACUAAACCAGGACUCAGAGACUUCUGUGCGCCUAUUACACAGCCAGCAACAGUCAAACCCUCAGUACGAUCGAAUUACUCUGGGCGGUCACACUGAUAUCGGGACGAUGACUCUCCUGUUUAAUAUUGUGGGCGGAUUGCAGAUCCUUCCCGCUGGUAGUGAUAACAGGAUGGAUAACUGGAAGUAUAUAAAACCCGAGCUUGGUUGUGCCCUGGUAAACGUGGGAGAUACCCUGGUGGAGUGGACGGGUGGACUAUUGCGCAGUUCGUUGCAUCGGGUGAUGACGGCUCCUGGAGAACAGGCAUUGGUGCCACGCCAAAGUGUGGCAUACUUGGUCCGGCCCCGGCAAAAUGCGUCUAUGUGUCGACUUAAGAGCAGCGUGAUUCCUACCUUAACCGAAGGGGAAAAAGAUGAAAAAUGGUCAGUGAAUGAGUGGGCUGCAUGGAGAACCAAACAGAUCAUGCUUGGGGAGUUAAAACCACAGACAAUUGGCGGGAAGCCAUUAAUCCCACUUUAG
Molecule: messenger RNA, 1056 nt
Organism: Aspergillus tanneri
Lineage: Eukaryota; Fungi; Ascomycota; Eurotiomycetes; Eurotiales; Aspergillaceae
Exons: 2
Coding region: 1-1056 (351 amino acids)
Molecular function (GO): dioxygenase activity
Source: RefSeq, a predicted model, not a curated record